Messenger RNA from Arabis nemorensis, 1566 nucleotides. The record is from the annotation of a GenBank genome assembly. NCBI's taxonomy places the organism in Eukaryota, Viridiplantae, Streptophyta, Magnoliopsida, Brassicales, Brassicaceae.
AUGCCGGCCGGUGGAUUUGUCGUCGGGGAUGGCCAAAAGGCUUAUCCCGGCAAACUUACUCCCUUUGUUCUCUUCACUUGCGUCGUCGCUGCCAUGGGUGGUCUCAUUUUCGGUUACGAUAUCGGAAUCUCCGGUGGUGUGACGUCGAUGCCGUCAUUUCUCCGGCGUUUCUUCCCGUCGGUGUACCGGAAACAGCAAGAGGACGCGACAACAAACCAGUACUGCCAAUACGAUAGUCCAACGCUUACACUAUUCACUUCGUCGCUGUACCUAGCGGCGUUGAUCUCGUCUCUGGUGGCUUCCACCGUGACGAGGAAGUUCGGACGGCGACUCUCGAUGCUCUUCGGUGGUAUACUCUUCUGUGCCGGAGCUCUCAUUAAUGGUUUCGCUAAACACGUUUGGAUGCUCAUCGUCGGUCGCAUCUUGCUCGGUUUCGGUAUCGGUUUCGCUAAUCAGGCUGUGCCACUAUACCUCUCGGAGAUGGCUCCAUACAAAUACAGAGGAGCUUUAAACAUUGGUUUCCAACUCUCAAUCACAAUCGGAAUACUCGUCGCCGAAGUUCUCAACUACUUCUUCGCCAAGAUCAAAGGCGGUUGGGGAUGGAGGCUCAGUCUCGGAGGCGCGGUGGUUCCCGCCCUGAUCAUAACCAUCGGCUCACUCGUCCUCCCUGACACUCCCAACUCAAUGAUCGAGAGAGGCCACCACGAGAAGGCUAAAACCAAGCUUAGGCGAAUCCGUGGCGUCGAUGACGUGAGCCAAGAGUUUGACGAUUUAGUCGCCGCGAGUAAAGAGUCUCAGGCGAUAGAGCAUCCGUGGACAAACCUCCUCCGACGUAAAUACCGGCCACAUCUCACUAUGGCCAUUAUGAUUCCCUUCUUUCAGCAGUUAACCGGAAUCAAUGUGAUUAUGUUUUACGCUCCGGUUUUGUUCAACACCAUUGGUUUCACGACCGACGCUUCUCUCAUGUCCGCCGUGGUGACUGGCUCGGUUAAUGUCGCAGCCACGCUCGUUUCGAUCUACGGUGUUGAUAGGUGGGGACGUAGGUUUCUCUUUCUUGAAGGUGGUACACAAAUGCUAAUAUGUCAGGCUGUUGUUGCAGCGUGUAUUGGGGCCAAGUUUGGGGUAGACGGGACCCCUGGUGAGCUACCAAAGUGGUAUGCUAUUGUUGUUGUAACGUUCAUAUGCAUUUACGUGGCGGGUUUCGCGUGGUCAUGGGGUCCGCUAGGAUGGUUAGUACCGAGUGAGAUCUUCCCGUUAGAGAUAAGGUCGGCCGCACAGAGUAUCACGGUGUCAGUGAACAUGAUCUUCACGUUCAUAAUCGCACAAAUCUUCUUGACAAUGCUUUGCCAUUUGAAGUUUGGGUUAUUCCUCGUAUUUGCCUUUUUCGUGGUGGUGAUGUCGAUUUUCGUAUACAUAUUCUUGCCGGAGACAAAAGGGAUUCCGAUAGAGGAGAUGGGUCAAGUGUGGAGGUCACAUUGGUAUUGGUCAAGAUUUGUGGAGGAUGGUGAGUAUGGGAAUGGGCUUGAGAUGGGCAAGAGCAACAACCAAGGAAUUAAGCAUGUUUGA